AUGUGAUGAGUUUGGACAGAAGUGAAAAUUUGUAUUAGAUCAUUAGUAUUUGAUGCAGCACAGACAUGAUCCAACAAGAGGGGUUCAGUCUCAGACUGAUGUUUGCAGAGGUGAUCUAUUGAUUAUUGAUUCACUCCAUAUGAACGUCAGAAGUGUUCUUCAGCUGGUGUUUGUGGACCAACGGUGCCAUCUGGUGGACAUUACAGGAUCCUACAAACAUUCAGAGACACGCAGGAAAGCGAAACUCACACAGACCAGGAAAUAAUUUCAGUCACCACGUGGAAAGACACACGGACAAAGCGCAGUCUGUCUGUGGGAGAAACCCACUGAAGAACCUCUGUGACAUCUGGAGGCAGUGGACGCAGCGACACGCAGUGUGUGCAGACUGGAGGUUUCAAAUUUCCACAUCAGUUGUGAAAGUUUCAUACUGAACCAUGGCUGGAUCCAAAAUGCUGUUUUAGAGUCAUAAACCCUGCAGGUACCUUCAGGUGGCCUCAGUCUCAUGUCACUUGCUAUCCAACAAUUCUUUGUGAGGCGGUUUAGUUUCAUCCCACAGAAAAUGAGGAGAAUCUCACUCGGCUCAUGUGGCCUCCUGGUCCCAGUGCAGAGAGGAGCAGGUGUGAUGGAAAAUCUCAUUCUAAAGAUGCUGAGCAGCUGAUAGUUUGUCAUCAGAGGAGACUUUGAGGCUGAUGUGUCAUUGAUGUUGGGUCUGUGUGCAAAACUCACAGGAGUCAGGAAACAUGGCUUGUACAUCAGAGUCCGCCUUAAAUUAUGUCAGUAGAGCCAGAAGGCACCUUGUGAGAAAAUUACAGAAUCUCUCUGUGAUUCUGGAGAACUUGUAUCAGAAAGGAGUUCUCAGUGAUGAGGAGUUCAGCAAAAUACAGACAGAGCGUGAUGACUUCGAUAGAACCAGAAAAAUCCUGGACUCGGUCAUAAAAAAGGGGGAAGCAGCCUGCUACGAGUUACUCACAAUUAUUGACGUGACGAGGAAGAGGACUUUAGAGAGGCCGCCUCCUCUCUCUGAGAAAAACACUGGAGCUUCCACUGGAACCCAGAAGUUUGACCUUCACUACUGGAUCAGCUGCUUUUCUUUCAAGGAAGAAACGCAAAUGGAUGUGGACUACCUGCAAGGACCAAGACCGUGCCACAGAUAUCAGAAAAAGUUGAAGUUUAAAGCACAAAAAUUAUCUGAAGAGUUUUGGAAUGCAAGUAAAAAACUGUUUGAAGAAAACAGGAGGCCUGAUCUGUCAUACACCUCACUUGUAUUGGACACACAGAAAAGCCCAUCUCUAUCUAAAAUCAAGAAAUGGAAGAGAAAGAAAAGUAAGAUGAGUCGACCUAAGAAACUGAGGACAUACAUUCCUGAGGACAAACCAGAAAUUUCCCCCACUGACCUUCUGAAAACACAGGAAGACAUCCUCUUGGUCGGGAAGCCUGGAAUUGGAAAGACAGCAGUCGUUCAUGAAAUGUUGAGACUGUGGGCAGAAAAGGACAACAAGGAGUUAGAUUACAUGUUCUACUUUGACAUGAGGAAAAUGUCCCAAACCACACCCGCUAUGACCCUGGAGGAUCUUCUUUUUAAUAGGUUCAGUGAACCAGAUGGAGGCGUGGAUGAGGUUUUACAUGAUAUAAAGAGUAACUCUGACAAUGUUACCAUCAUUUUUGAUGGCAUCACAGAUCUGUCUCUAUCAGUGGUGCAGAGGCUUGUAGAGAAAGACCUACUACCUGAUGCAAAGAUCAUCAUAACAUGCAGACCAGAUGAUGAGGAACACUUCUUCUCUGAGGACUGUCUCAGAGUGGAGGUGAAAGGAUUUAAUGAGCAGACCAUAAAGUCCUACUUAUCUGCAAUGCUCGGUGAAGCGCAGAAGGUUUUGAGCAGCUUGGAGUUGCUGACUCUUUGCCAUGUACCAAUGUAUGCUCUGAUGGUGGCUGCCUGCUCUUCAUCAGAACACUCUCCGCAGCCAUGCACUGUAACAGAAAUCUACAUUGACAUUGCUCGUUACUGCCUUCAGAUAAACAGCAACAAAACAAAGAAAGAUCUAAACACCUUCAUCAAAACCAAGAGAGAAGAAAUACUGUCUUUGGCUGAAACAGCUUUUUAUGCAACUCAGGAAAAAACUGUGAGCCUGACUGAAGUGUCCUGUAAAGACAGCUGUGUCCUUUCCUUCCUGAAACCACUUUUUAUCAGUGUCAGCCCUACUGAAACAGAAACUAGACACGCAUUCCUCCAUUACACACUGCAGGAGUUCUUUGCAGCCGUGUGGCUCUUAAAGAGUCCUGAUAAAAUCAGGAAUGUUUUUCAGCAGAGCCUCACUGAGGAGAUGAAACACAUGAAACAUUUGAUCCCUUUCAUGUGUCGACUGUUGAACAAGAAGAGCCCAAGUUGGAUGAAGUGUCUGGUUCCAGUUGAGGAGCUAAACGGUACAUCUGACUGGUUCUUCAAGGAGCUCAUAACCACAUUAGUCCCAGAUGUGGUUGACACUGAAGACAGUGGGCUUGAUGUCGACACGUUGUUCUUAUGCCAGUGCUUGUAUGAGUCCCAGAGUCCAGAGGCAUGCAUCUACCUUCUAGAGAAACUGGACUACCGUCUUGACCUCUGUGGAGAGAGUCUUGAUCCUUACCCCUGGUGUGCUGUGGCCUAUGUGGUCAGUCAGUCUAAGGAACGGAAAAUAUGGUUGAACCUUGAUGAUGUCACGAUAUCAGAGAAAGGAAUGAGACAACUGUUGGGAUGCCUUCAAAAUGUCAAAUGGUGCGACCUUUUGCCACAGCAGCUGUGGAAGAUUUUCCUUCUCAGUGAAGAACAGAUGGACUUUGUAAGCUUACUUGGCCUUGUUGAAAAUCAGCUGCACCUUCCAGUGGAGGGUAAAAAACAGCUGUUUGAAAGAGCUGUGGAAGUCAUGAAGAGGAUGACAACAAAGGUCAAUAUCUGCCUCUACUGGGACAGAGAAACUCCUGUCUGCCAGAGUCUCUGUGAGUCCCUAAUAGAGGCUUUGCCAUACGUCAGCUCACUCAGCUUUAGGAUGACCAACAGAAGUCCAGGUUUGGUGAACCAGGAGCAAUUCCAUGGGACACUGGAGAGGCAACAAAGGAGGCUGUUACUGGAUUUAUGCCUGAAGGCAGCACUUCACGAUGAGCAAAGCUUCCCAAAUGUAGUGAAUGUGCUCCUCUCAUUGUUCCCUCAUCAAACUGACUUAAGUAACCUCUAUCUCGAUUUGUACCAACAUGUUAGGAGUGAAAGGUUUUUGAGAGUCCUUCCAUCAUUACAGUCAGUUUUCCAGUCAACUCCUGCAGUCUGGUCCAUAAACCUCUCAGAGAGAAAGACCUCCAUCCUCCUGGAAGUGCUGAAACUCCAAUCAGAGAAGAAACCAGUGGAACUGACAGGCUGGUCACAUGAAGAGAGUGAAGUGAGGAGUUUCCUGCAGUGUCUGCCUUAUAUCUCACAGCUCAGAGUUCAGAAGAAGUUACCUCUUGAUGAAACAACCAGGAUGUUUGUGAAUCUGUUCUGUGCAGCAGCAGAGAGAGAACAGCAGACAGGAGAGAAGAUACUGGAGCUGUUAUCAUCAGUGUGCAGAUAUGGAGCCUUUCCUUUAGAAUACGUGGAUGAUGAUGAAGAUUUUCAAUCUCAGAGUGGUUUCCUGCUGGAUCUGUUCUCCCAUGUGAAGGACUAUGAGACUAAAACAGGUCUGAGAGUCCUUCCAUCAUUACAGUCAGUUUUCCAGUCAGCUCCUUCAUUCUGGUUCAUAAACCUCUCAGAGAGAAAGACCUCCAUCCUCCUGGAAGUGCUGAAACUCCAAUCAAAGAAGAAACCAGUGGAGCUGACAGGCUGGUCACAUGAAGAGAGUGAAGUGAGGAGUUUCCUGCAGUGUCUGCCUUAUAUCUCACAGCUCAGAGUUCAGAAGAAGUUACCUCUUGAUGAAACAACCAGGAUGUUUGUGAAUCUGUUCUGUGCAGCAGCAGAGAGAGAACAGCAGACAGGAGAGAAGAUACUGGAGCUGUUAUCAUCAGUGUGCAGAUAUGAAGGAUUUCCUUCAUGUUCCAUGGAUGGAAAAUCUCAGAGUGAUUUCCUGCUGGAUCUGUUCUCUCAUGUGAAGGACUAUGAGACUAAAACAGGUCUGAGAGUCCUUCCAUCAUUACAGUCAGUUUUCCAGUCAGCUCCUGCAUUCUGGUUCAUAAACCUCUCAGAGAGAAAGACCUCCAUCCUCCUGGAAGUGCUGAAACUCCAAUCAAAGAAGAAAGAAGUGCGUCUGACAGGCUGGUCACAUGAAGAGAGUGAAGUGAGGAGUUUCCUGCAGUGUCUGCCUUAUAUCUCACAGCUCAGGUAAAUGAAUUCUACUUUACACCAUUCAGUCUAUACAAGGAGAAAUCCAUGAAUUCUGAUGUCAUUGUACUGAUUGAAACAUUUCAGUCAUAUUUCUUUGUCAUCACUUUUAUAUUUCUACAUUCUGACUUUAUCCACAUGGGGUCAUAUUUCAGUUCUGUUUCAU
Acanthochromis polyacanthus (spiny chromis) is the source of this 4484-nucleotide messenger RNA. Its product is annotated as protein NLRC5-like. The record is from RefSeq and is a predicted model, not a curated record. Lineage: Eukaryota; Metazoa; Chordata; Actinopteri; Pomacentridae. Gene Ontology annotation, biological process: regulation of apoptotic process. The transcript is spliced from 10 exons. Bases 741 to 4322 code for a protein of 1193 amino acids.